Messenger RNA from Chionomys nivalis (European snow vole), 8466 nucleotides. It is a transcript of the gene Kdm6b, whose product is annotated as lysine demethylase 6B. The transcript has 23 exons. Bases 2269 to 7194 code for a protein of 1641 amino acids. Gene Ontology annotation, biological process: regulation of gene expression; heart development. Gene Ontology annotation, cellular component: MLL3/4 complex. The record is from RefSeq and is a predicted model, not a curated record. NCBI's taxonomy places the organism in Eukaryota, Metazoa, Chordata, Mammalia, Rodentia, Cricetidae. Gene Ontology annotation, molecular function: chromatin DNA binding; histone H3K27me2/H3K27me3 demethylase activity; RNA polymerase II cis-regulatory region sequence-specific DNA binding.
AUGGUUCUCUCCUGGGACUUAAGGGGGAGGGGGUCGGUUAAAGUCCUAGAGUCCAGAUCCCGGAUGCAGGAGGCGGAGCUUGGCUUUACCGGGAGUGCCCGGAUGGAGAGGGCGUGGUUUAGGCCCAAGUGGAAUUAACCCUUUCUGGGUGGCCGGCUUUUGGGGCUGUAGGUCUGGUUGGGGAGGCUGGAUUGUCAGCCUCAGAAGUGUGUCGGCCUCCCAGCCUGGCCCUGGGCGUGUGCAUCUACCUUCUGUCUGUCUGCGAGGAGUCUAUGGGUGUCUGUCUUUGUGCUUGUCCCUGGUUGCCCCCUCCCCUUGGUUAGUACGAGCACUGGGAGUCGGGGAGGGCCAUUCGUGCCUCAAAGCGAGAGUGUAGGUGAGAGUGGACGGCGAGCCAGCCGGCGGCGGCGGCGGUGGCGACUGAGGAACAGGUGUGAGUGUGGUGGCUGCCCAGCACGGGGUGGGGCCGUUUUGAGGGAGACAGAGGGGAAAUUCCGCGGGACCGGUGGCGAGCAGUGUGUGGGCUGAGGAGUUGUGUCUGCCUCUGACUGUGUGUCUGUGUGAGCUGAGGGAGGCGGGGGCUGAGUCAGUGGGAACAGGGCAUGGUUUUCUGAGUGACUCACUCUCCCCCACCCCAAGCCUGAUUCAGACCUUGAGAAAGGCUUUGUUCGUGGGGCGGAUGGGAAGUCAGGCGCCUGCGUCCCUGGUGGGGACACAGAUUCGUGGUGGUUGGCGAGAUUAUGCUUAGGGUACAGGAAGUUUUGUCCUGGAGCGCUCUCCUGUAGUCCAUGGUGUCGUCGUGGGAGGUUGUGGAUGAAGGUUGAAGAUCAAGAGGGCUGGAGGGACGGAACUCGGUAGUUUAGGGAAAGCUGAGUCAGUUCCCCGUGGGAAAGGGGAAGUAGCAGAGGGGAAGUGUCAUCAUCGCAGAAGGGGAAGCUGCAUUUCCUGGCAACUAGCAGCGUUCUGGGCACCACUUCCUUAGUAGGGUGUCAGCUUCUCUGACAUCUGGUACCCCGAGCUGCCGUUUGUCCACGUUUGGUCCUUCGGUCCCCUCAGGGCUUGGCUGGGGCAGCCAGUUUGGCCAGCACUUGACCACAUUAGCGUUGUACGUGUCCCAGGGCUUGGCAACUGACAGACUGCAGCUCAGGAGAGUUCUGGCCGGAGCUCCGCGUGAACUGAGGAGUCCGCGGAGCGCAGUCUCCCACCAGGGCUUGGACCGAGUAGCCUGCGGGAAUCAGUGGGCUCCAAACAUUUUCACGCACAGAUGACCUUGCCCCAGCGGGAGGGAAGACUGUUUUCGCUAGAACCCCUUCUGCCUUUGUGGGCUGGGUGGAAAUUUCCCCACAGUGCAGACUUCUCGGCCAAGGCGAACUUUCCAGCCGCCCCCAACCCCUCGCCGCGCGCUCUCCCCCGGCUUCCUGCCCGGAGCUUUCUCCAGCUGGAGCGCUGGCCCCGCCCCCGCGGCUUUGUACUCGACACUCGCCUCUCUCCGCUCUUUGUACUCUAGACUCUCAAUGGACCGAUCCCGGGAGCGGAGCCGGCUCCCUACCUGCGGGGACCUGGGGUAUGCGCAGGGAAGCAGCUCUGGGCUCUGAGAGUCGAGAAGGGAAAGCUGGGACUAAAGGGAGCGUGCCUAGGACAGAAGAGGACUGUGUCCGUUUGGGUCCAGUCAGCUUCGACGGGAAGGAGUAAAGGGGGGGUGGAGUGAGGGAGGAAGUGAAACGGGUUCUGGGUUCUUUAAGGGAGUAGGCGGUGAGAGUGGGACAGGGGUGAUGUCACUGCCUGUUGGGCCCCGCCCUCCUCACGCUCCCAAAGGACCCCCCCUUACACACACAGCUUCCGCUGCGCAAGUGGCCACGUCACGGGCAACCCCCGAAAUCCCCCCUCCCUUGGGGGGGGCCACGUGGGCCGUGGGGAACCGCGUGGCCCCGGGCAGGGAAGGGGCAUAGAGGAUACAGGAGCCACGCGAGAAGGGCCACUCCACGGGCUGUUACUGAGGCGGAGACAAGGGUGAUGAUUGGCUUUCUGGGGAGAGAGAAGUCUUGUGAUUGGCUAAAUCUCUGAAGCGUUUGAAGCUGUGAGAGGACGCUCCCACGGAGGCUGGGUUAGCAGCCGCGCGAAUUGGUUGUGGAAGGCCAGAGACUGCCACCUGGAAACAGUGGGCACUCUUGUUAAGAGCAAUUGGAGCGGGACCAUCGUGCCAGAGAGCUGGGGCAGGGGGGCGUGCCCCGUCUCCAGGGCUCCUGGGGCCACUGCUGACCUGGCUGGAUGCAUCGGGCAGUGGACCCUCCAGGGGCCCGCUCUGCACGGGAAGCCUUUGCCCUUGGGGGCUUGAGCUGUGCUGGGGCUUGGAGCUCCUGCCCACCCCAUCCUCCUCCUCGAAGCUCAUGGCUGCCUGGAGGCAGAUGCUCUGCCAGCAUCGGGCAGCCCCCACUCCCUGCUCCUUUACCCCCUUCACAUGGCAGUAACUCUGGGCACCCAAACAAACCCUAUUAUGCUCCUGGGACACCUUCCCCUAGACCCCUCCACGGGAAGCUGGAAUCUCUGCAUGGCUGUGUACAGGCACUGGUCCGGGAGCCAGCCCAGCCCGGGUUGUGGGAACAGCUUGGACAACUGUAUGAGUCAGAGCAUGACAGUGAGGAGGCUGUGUGCUGCUACCACAGGGCCCUUCGAUAUGGAGGAAGCUUUGCUGAGCUGGGGCCCCGAAUUGGCCGUUUGCAGCAGGCCCAGCUCUGGAACUUUCCUGCUGGUUCCUGUCAGCACCGAGCCAAGGUCCUGCCCCCGCUGGAGCAAGUGUGGAAUUUGCUGCACCUUGAGCACAAACGGAACUACGGCGCUAAGCGAGGGGGUCCUCCCGUGAAGCGAUCUGCUGAACCCCCAGUGGUACAGCCUAUGCCUCCAGCAGCACUCUCCGGCCCUUCAGCAGAGGAGGGCCUCAGCCCUGGAGGCAAGCGGAGGAGAGGCUGCAGCUCUGAACAGGCUGGCCUUCCUCCGGGUCUGCCACUCCCUCCACCACCAUUACCACCACCCCCACCACCCCCUCCUCCACCCCCACCUCCACCACCACUGCCUGGCCUGGCUGUUAGCCCUCCAUUUCAGCUGACUAAGCCAGGGCUGUGGAACACUCUGCAUGGAGAUGCUUGGGGCCCCGAGCGCAAGGGUUCGGCACCCCCAGAGCGCCAGGAGCAGCGGCACUCGCUGCCUCACCCAUAUCCAUACCCUGCUCCUGCCUACACUGCUCAUCCGCCCAGCCACCGGCUGGUCCCAGCCACACCCCUUGGUCCAGGUCCCCGACCCCCAGGAGCAGAGAGCCAUGGCUGCCUGCCUGCCACCCGUCCCCCCGGAAGUGACCUUAGAGAGAGCAGAGUUCAGAGGUCGCGGAUGGACUCCAGCGUUUCACCAGCAGCAUCUACCGCCUGCGUGCCUUACGCCCCUUCCCGGCCCCCUGGCCUCCCCGGCACCAGCAGCAGCAGUAGCAGCAGUAGCAGUAACAACACUGGUCUUCGGGGUGUGGAGCCGAACCCAGGCAUUCCUGGCGCUGACCAUUAUUACCAAACUCCUGCGCUGGACAUUUCCCCUCACCAGGCCCGCCUGGGGCCCUCGGCACACAGCAGUCGGAAACCAUUUUUGACAGCGCCUGCUGCCACUCCCCACUUAUCCCUACCACCUGGGACCCCAUCAUCCCCUCCACCCCCCUGUCCUCGCCUCUCACGCCCUCCACCACCCCCUGCUUGGAUGAAGGGCUCAGCCUGCCGCUCAGCCCGAGAGGAUGGAGAGAUCUUAGGGGAGCUCUUCUUUGGUGCUGAGGGACCUCCCCGUCCUCCCCCGCCCCUUCCCCACCGUGAUGGCUUCUUGGGGCCUCCAACCCCCCGCUUUUCUGUGGGCACUCAGGAUUCGCAUACCCCUCCCACUCCCCCCACCACCAGCACCAGCAGCAGCAGCAGCCGCCACAGCAGUAGGCCUACUGGGCCUGCGCCCUUCCCUCCACCCCCCUAUCUGGCCAGAAGUAUAGACCCCCUUCCCAGGCCAUCUAGCCCAACACUGAGCUCCCAGGACCCACCUCUCCCACCACUGACUCUUGCCCUGCCUCCAGCCCCUCCCUCCUCCUGCCACCAAAAUACCUCAGGAAGCUUCAGGCGCUCGGAGAGCCCCCGGCCCAGGGUCUCCUUCCCAAAGACCCCCGAGGUGGGGCAGGGGCCACCCCCAGGCUCUCUGAGUAAAGCCCCCCAGCCUGUGCCACCUGGGGUUGGAGAGCUGCCUGCCCGAGGCCCGAGGCUCUUUGAUUUUCCACCAACUCCGCUGGAGGAUCAAUUUGAAGAGCCUGCUGAGUUCAAGAUCCUACCUGAUGGGCUGGCUAACAUCAUGAAGAUGCUGGAUGAAUCCAUCCGAAAGGAGGAGGAGCAGCAACAGGAGGCAGGCACGGUGCCCCCACCCCCACUCAAAGAGCCCUUUGCAUCUCUACAGCCUCCAUUUCCCAGUGACACAGCCCCAACCACCACUGCUGCUGCCACCACUGCCACCACCACCACCACUACCACCACCACCACCAUCCAAGAAGAGGAGAAGAAGCCACCGCCAGCCCUGCCGCCACCACCGCCUCUAGCCAAGUUUCCUCCACCUCCCCAGUCUCAGCCCCCACCGCCUCCACCAGCCAGCCCGGCCAGUCUGCUCAAGUCAUUGGCCUCUGUUCUUGAGGGACAAAAGUACUGUUACCGGGGGACUGGAGCAGCUGUUUCAGCCAGGCCCGGGUCCUUGCCCACCGCUCAGUAUUCCCCUAGUCCUGCAUCAGGUGCUACCGCCCCCCCACCCACUUCAAUGGCCCCUAGCACCCAGGGCUCCCCCAAGCCCUCUGUUUCCUCGUCAUCUCAGUUCUCUACCUCAGGCGGGCCUUGGGCCCGGGAGCGCAGGGCAGGUGAAGAACCAGCACCAGGCCCCGCAACCCCUGCCCAGAUGCCCCCAUCUCUGCCGCUGCCCCCUGCUCGUUCUGAGUCUGAGGUGCUAGAAGAGAUCAGUCGGGCUUGUGAGACCCUUGUCGAGCGGGUGGGCAGGAAUGCCACCCAUCCUGCAGACCCAGUGGACAUAACAGAGCCAGUGGACAGUGGGACCGAGCCGCUGCUGCCUCCUGCACAGGCUAAGGAGGAGAGUGGUGGGGUGGCGGUGGCAGUGGCAGCAGUGGGUCCAGGUAGUGGCAAGCGCCGGCAAAAGGAGCAUCGGCGGCACAGACGGGCCUGUAGGGACAGUGUGGGUCGUCGACCCCGUGAGGGGAGGGCUAAGACCAAGGCCAAGGCUCCCAAAGAAAAGAGCCGAAGGGUGCUGGGGAACCUGGACUUGCAGAGUGAAGAAAUCCAGGGCCGGGAGAAGGCCCGGCCGGACUUAGGUGGGGCUUCUAAAGUCAAGACACCCACAGCUCCAACGCCCCCACCUGCUCCUGCACCCUCUGCUCAGCCAACACCCGCAGCAGUCCCCGUCCCUGGGAAGAAGACUCGAGAGGACGCUCCAGGGCCCCCAGGGGUGAGCCGGGCAGAUAUGCUGAAGCUCCGGUCACUUAGCGAGGGGCCCCCCAAGGAAUUGAAGAUCAGGCUCAUCAAGGUGGAGAGUGGUGACAAGGAGACCUUUAUUGCUUCUGAGGUGGAGGAACGGCGGCUGCGCAUGGCAGACCUCACUAUCAGCCACUGUGCUGCUGACGUCAUGCGUGCCAGCAAGAACGCCAAGGUGAAAGGGAAAUUUCGAGAGUCCUACCUUUCCCCUGCCCAGUCUGUGAAACCGAAGAUCAACACUGAGGAGAAGCUGCCCCGGGAGAAACUCAACCCUCCCACCCCCAGCAUCUAUCUGGAGAGCAAACGGGACGCCUUCUCGCCAGUACUGCUGCAGUUCUGUACAGACCCUCGCAACCCCAUCACCGUCAUCAGGGGCCUGGCUGGCUCACUUCGGCUCAACUUGGGCCUUUUCUCCACCAAGACCCUGGUGGAAGCAAGCGGCGAGCACACAGUGGAGGUCCGCACCCAAGUGCAGCAGCCCUCAGAUGAGAACUGGGACCUGACGGGCACGAGACAGAUCUGGCCCUGCGAGAGCUCCCGCUCACACACCACCAUCGCCAAGUACGCACAGUACCAGGCAUCCUCCUUCCAGGAGUCGCUGCAGGAGGAGAAGGAGAGUGAGGAUGAAGAGUCGGAGGAACCAGACAGCACCACAGGGACCCCUCCCAGCAGUGCGCCGGACCCCAAGAACCAUCAUAUCAUCAAGUUUGGCACUAACAUCGACCUGUCUGAUGCCAAGAGGUGGAAGCCCCAGCUACAGGAGCUGCUGAAGUUGCCUGCCUUCAUGCGAGUAACAUCCACAGGCAACAUGCUCAGUCAUGUGGGCCACACCAUCUUGGGCAUGAACACCGUGCAGCUAUAUAUGAAGGUCCCUGGCAGCCGAACGCCAGGCCACCAAGAGAAUAACAAUUUCUGCUCUGUCAAUAUCAACAUUGGCCCCGGGGACUGUGAGUGGUUCGCAGUACACGAGCACUAUUGGGAGACCAUCAGCGCCUUCUGCGAUCGGCAUGGUGUGGACUACUUGACUGGUUCCUGGUGGCCAAUCUUGGAUGACCUCUAUGCGUCCAAUAUUCCUGUUUACCGCUUCGUGCAGCGCCCUGGGGACCUUGUGUGGAUUAAUGCAGGGACUGUGCAUUGGGUGCAGGCUACUGGCUGGUGCAACAACAUUGCUUGGAACGUGGGGCCCCUCACCGCCUAUCAGUACCAGCUGGCCCUGGAACGCUACGAAUGGAACGAGGUGAAGAAUGUCAAGUCCAUCGUGCCCAUGAUUCACGUGUCCUGGAAUGUAGCUCGAACAGUCAAAAUCAGCGAUCCGGACCUGUUCAAGAUGAUCAAGUUCUGCCUCUUGCAGUCAAUGAAGCACUGCCAGGUGCAGCGGGAGAGCUUGGUGCGGGCUGGUAAGAAAAUCGCUUACCAAGGCCGCGUCAAGGACGAGCCUGCCUACUACUGCAACGAAUGCGAUGUGGAGGUGUUCAACAUCCUGUUCGUUACAAGUGAGAAUGGCAGCCGAAACACGUACCUGGUGCACUGCGAGGGCUGUGCGCGCCGUCGCAGCGCGGGCCUACAGGGCGUGGUGGUGCUAGAGCAGUACCGCACCGAGGAGCUGGCGCAGGCCUAUGAUGCCUUCACGUUGGCUCCAGCCAGUACGUCGCGAUGAGGCCGGACGCCCCGCUCGCCCGCCCACGCAGGGCGCGGCGGGGCCACCAGCACACGCCUGGGCUGGACCUAGGUCCCGCCUCUGGCCGGGAAGGGGGUCGGGCCCAGCCCUUCCACCCUUAUUGGCAGCUCCCCUCACUUAAUUUAUUAAGAAAAAAAUUUUUUUUAACAAAUACGAGGAAAAAAAGGAAAAAAAAUGGGAGACGGGGAGGGGGCUGGCAGCCCCUCGCCCACCAGCGCCUCCCCUCACCGACUUUGGCCUUUCUAGCAACAGACACAAGGACCAGGCUCCGGCGGCGGCGGGGGUCACAUACGGGUUCCCUCAAGCCUGCCCGCCGCACGCCCGCACGUUCGCGGCUCGUUGUGUACAUAGACAUUCGGCAGCCGAGGUUUUUAAUGAGAUUCUUUCUAUGGGCUUUACCCCUCCCCCAGGCCCUCCUUUUUUACUCCCAUUGCUAGCUGUGAUCCCUGUAUAUGUCUCUGUUUAUUCAUUUGAUUAUGGUUUGUAUUUUUGUUCCUUUUUUGUUUUUGUUUUUUAAUUUAUAACAGUCCCACUCACCUCUAUUUAUUCAUUUUUUUUUGGGGGGGGGGAAACCCGACCUCCUGCACCCCCAAGCCAUCCCUCCUGCCUCUUUGGGAGGCCUGCUCCUGGGUUCUCCUUGCGCCCCAGUAUAUAUGUCCGGGCUUGGCCCGUCGGUCUCCGUCCGCCCGCGGCUCCAGCCGGGCUCUCAUGGUGCUCAAACCCGCUCCCCUCCCCUACGUCCUGCACUUUCUUGGACCAGUACCCCCACUCCCGACCCGACCCCAACCCCACCUGAGGGUGAGCGACUCCUGUACUGUAGGGAAGAAGUGGGAACUGAAAUGGUAUUUUGUAAAAAAAAUAAAUAAAUAAAAAAUAAAUAAAUAAAAUAAAAAAAAUAAAAGUUUUAAAGAAAGAACUAUGAGGAAAAAAAACCCUGUCCUCCCCAGCCUCGGCCAAUUUAAAAAACAUUGGACACCUCUACCAUCACCACCCCCCCUCUUUUUUUAAAAAGGCGUGAAAUAGCCCAGGGCAGAGACACCCUGGGGUGAGUUUCUCUGGGGCUUUAUUUUCAUUUUCUUAGUUUCUUCUCCCGCUGGGGCUGCGGAGGGGUGGGGGGGUUUACAGUCCCGCCCCCUCGCACUGCACUGUCUCUCUGCCCCAGGGGCAGAGGGGUCUUCCCAACCCUACCCUAUUUUCGGUGACUUUUGUGUGAGAAUAUUAAUAUUAAAAAUAAAAGCAGGAAAAAAAAGA